AUGUCCUUUAAGGACGAGCUCAAUGUGAAUAUGGCAUUUUUCGGAUUUGGAUGCCUGGAUGACCCAUCAAAAUAUGAAUCAGAUGAUGAUGAGGUGAAGGACGAGGAAGUGGAUAAGGACUGCCCUACCAUUCACCUAACUAAGGCCGAAAAAUCUCAGCUAAGGAUGCCAUGGAUUCAGUCCCUAAUCAUCAAACUCUGGGGAAGGACUGUCAGCUACAACUAUCUCCUACACAAGCUCAAGGCCAUGUGGAAUAUCAAAUCCCAUUUUGACCUCUUAACUCUGGACAACAACUAUUAUCUCGUGAGAUUCUCCUCAGCAAUGGAAUAUGCGCUAGCGAAGCAGCAGGGGCCGUGGAUGAUCCUCGACCACUACCUCAUUGUUAAGGAGUGGGCUCCCAAUUUGAAAACCGAUAAGGUUGGGAAGAAGAUUGGAAGACCGAUAAAAGCUGAUAUGAAAACCAUGGCCGAAACUAGAGGAAGGUUUGCAAGGCUGCUGGUUGAAUUCGACAUAAUGAAGCCACUCCUGGCUAAGUUUAAGGUAAGAAACAGCGUGAGGAUUAUUGAGUCCGAGGGCGCUCAUCUGAUUUGCUUUCAUUGUGGUGUCUAUGGCCACUGGAAGGAAGCAUGCCCAAACGUCGGAGGUUCAUCGGAGAUCCAGGGUGACGAGGAAACAACGGACAGAGAAGGUGGCGUGUCCGACGUGAGUUGA
This is a messenger RNA of Ipomoea nil (Japanese morning glory), 711 nucleotides long. RefSeq lists its product as uncharacterized. Gene Ontology annotation, molecular function: nucleic acid binding; zinc ion binding. The record is from RefSeq and is a predicted model, not a curated record. The transcript has a single exon. NCBI's taxonomy places the organism in Eukaryota, Viridiplantae, Streptophyta, Magnoliopsida, Solanales, Convolvulaceae. The coding region runs from base 1 to 711 and encodes 236 amino acids.